GCCAGGGGCUCCAGAGGCGGUACCUGCGGCAGAAAGACCCUAAUGAACUGAAGAUGAUUCUUCAAGAGCUGAAGUACAGAAUUGGAGUUCAGUCGGCCAAGUUACUCCGGCAGCUAAAGCAGAAAGAUCGGCUUCUACAUAAAGUGCAGAGGAACUGUGACAUUGUGACCGCCUGCUUGCAGGCGGUGUCGCCAAAGAGAAGAGUUGAUACAAAAUUGAAGUUCACACUUGAGCCAUCCUUAGGUCAAAAUGGAUUUCAGCAGUGGUAUGAUGCUCUCAAGGCAGUUGCCAGACUAUCAACAGGGAUACCAAAGGAAUGGAGGCGGAAGGUUUGGUUGACUUUGGCAGAUCAUUACUUGCACAGUAUUGCCAUUGACUGGGACAAAACUAUGCGUUUCACUUUCAAUGAAAGGAGUAAUCCUGAUGAUGAUUCCAUGGGAAUUCAGAUAGUCAAGGAUCUCCACCGUACGGGCUGUAGCUCCUACUGUGGCCAAGAGGCUGAGCAAGACAGAGUGGUUUUGAAGCGGGUGCUGCUGGCCUAUGCCCGAUGGAACAAGAAUGUUGGGUACUGUCAAGGCUUCAACAUCCUGGCUGCACUCAUUUUGGAAGUGAUGGAAGGCAAUGAAGGAGAUGCAUUGAAAAUUAUGAUUUACCUGAUUGAUAAGGUCCUUCCUGAAAGCUAUUUUGUUAAUAAUCUCCGGGCAUUGUCUGUGGAUAUGGCUGUCUUCAGGGACCUCUUGAAAUUGAAACUCCCGGAAUUAUCUCAGCACCUGGAUACUCUGCAGAGAACUGCAAACAAAGACAGUGCGGGCGGAUAUGAGCCCCCUCUUACGAACGUCUUCACCAUGCAGUGGUUUCUCACCCUCUUUGCCACGUGCCUCCCUAACCACACCGUUUUAAAGAUCUGGGAUUCAAUCUUCUUUGAAGGUUCGGAAAUCAUCCUAAGGGUAUCACUGGCUAUAUGGGCAAAAUUGGCAGAGCAGAUAGAAUGUUGUGAAACAGCCGAUGAGUUCUACAGCACCAUGGGACGCCUUACCCAGGAGAUGCUGGAGAAUGACCUUCUGCAAAGCCACGAACUCAUGCAGACUGUUUAUUCCAUGGCUCCCUUUCCUUUCCCACAACUGGCGGAGUUAAGGGAAAAGUAUACCUACAACAUCACACCUUUCCCAGCCACAGUUAAACCUGCCUCCCUUCCUGGGCGACAUGGCAAGAGCAGAGACAGUGAUGAGGAGAAUGAUCUCGAUGAUGAAGAUGCCAUUGCGAAUGCUGUGGGGUGUCUUGGGCCUUUCAGUGGAAUCCUGGCACCAGAAUUGCAGAAGUAUCAAAAGCAGAUUAAAGAGCCAAACGAGGAACAGAACUUGAGAUCUAACAACAUUGCAGAGCUGAGUCCAGGGGCAAUCAAUUCGUGCCGCAGUGAUUACCACGCUGCAUUCAACAGUAUGAUGAUGGAACGUAUGACCACAGAUAUCAAUGCCCUGAAGCGGCAGUACUCUCGAAUUAAAAAGAAGCAACAGCAGCAGGUCCAUCAGGUGUACAUCAGGGCAGGCUUUAAAGAAGAAAAAGAUGAUGGGUUCUUUUUAGUUCCAAAGGCACAGGCAGUAGAUGACAAAGGGCCAGUGACCAGCAUUCUUCCAUCUCAGGUAAACAGUUCUCCAGUUAUAAACCACCUUCUUUUAGGGAAGAAGAUGAAAAUGACAAAUAGAGCUGCCAAGAAUGCCGUCAUCCAUAUCCCUGGCCACGCAGGAGGUAAACUAUCUCCUGUCCCUUACGAAGACCUUAAAACAAAGCUCAACUCUCCCUGGCGGACUCACAUUCGAGUCCACAAAAAGAACAUGCCUAGGACCAAGAGUCACCUGGGCUGUGGGGACACCAUAGGGCUGAUAGAAGAGCAAAAUGAGGGCUGUAAGACUAACACCCUGGGGGCAGUGGAAGAGUUUUCCACCAGUUGUACAACAACGACUCUCAGAAAAGACAGCAGCUCUGCUAGAGGCACCCUGCGGACAAUUGAAGGGCAUUCUCCAGAGCCAGCAUUUAGGGAUGGUGAGGUGGAUGUGGCUGCUGUUCAGGUGAAGCUAGAAGCCUUGGAACUGAACCCAGACAACACUGCUGAAACUGAGCCCAAGGUGAGACAUGGCCCAGAGCCACCUGAUACCACGCCUGGAGAGCACAAAGCCACCAGCAAACUGCCCCAAGGAAGCCACUCCAAAACCCCCAUCUUUAGUCCUUUUCCGAGUGUCAAGCCUCUGCGGAAAUCAGCCACUGCCAGGAAUUUGGGGUUAUAUGGUCCUACAGAAAGAACCCCAACUGUGCAUUUCCCUCAGAUGAGUAGGAGCUUCAGCAAAUCCAGCCGCGGAAACAGUAGCACUAAGAAACGGUGAUGUCUCCCAGUGACUGGCAUCUAGACUCCGCUUGGCAUGGUGGCAUUCAUGUCCCAGCGGCGUCCUUCCACUCUUGCCCAUCCAGUGACGACCAAUAGAAUUUUAGCCAGAGCUUCAGCAGCCCAUCAAAAUGGGAACUGAAGUUCUGCGAUGGGAGCUGGAGUCAGGAAGCUCCCUUCUACUGUGGGUCACAGAUAAAGCGGAUUCUUGUGGCAAAAUAAAUCUUGUGGUUUUCAAGUGUGACGUUUUCCCCAGCUUUCCUUGUGAACUGUUUAGAAAAGACUAUUUUUGUGGCAGUAUCCCCAAACCUUCCAGUUCUCUGGAUGUUACUAAUACUCAAGCAUGCACACACCAGCUUUUCAGAACAGAAACUAUAAAGAAAAAAGGAAGAAAAAAGAAAUUUUCUUAGUUGCAAAAAACAAAACAAAACCCAAAACUUUCCUGAUACCUGAUAUUCCUCUUCUUGUUCUUUUUUGGGGAGAAUACUUAUGUGUGUGCAUUUCCCCUCAGUACUCUUGUU
Dipodomys spectabilis (banner-tailed kangaroo rat) is the source of this 2898-nucleotide messenger RNA. RefSeq names its product TBC1 domain family member 30 (gene Tbc1d30). Gene Ontology annotation, cellular component: endoplasmic reticulum. The record is from RefSeq and is a predicted model, not a curated record. Bases 54 to 2378 code for a protein of 774 amino acids. The transcript is spliced from 14 exons. Lineage: Eukaryota; Metazoa; Chordata; Mammalia; Rodentia; Heteromyidae.